Molecule: messenger RNA, 1193 nt
Organism: Aplosporella prunicola CBS 121167
Lineage: Eukaryota; Fungi; Ascomycota; Dothideomycetes; Botryosphaeriales; Aplosporellaceae
Exons: 1
Coding region: 1-1143 (380 amino acids)
Source: RefSeq, a predicted model, not a curated record
AUGGCGCCUGCUGUCCCAACUGCUGCUCAGCCGGCAGUGACCCCAGUCAACACCUCACCUCCCACUGGCGACAUCCAUGACCCUCGUGUCUUGUCCGGCUACUUAGUUGGCGGCACCGUUGCCCUCGUCCUCGCUUUCGGCAUCUGUCUCAAUGCCUACCUGGGUAUCCGCAACUUCUUCCGCAGGCGUCAGGCGCGCCGCGAGAAACGUUUCCUCGAUCAGCACCAUGCUCUUAGCCAAGCGAGAGAGCAGCAACUCCACGAACGCUAUAUCGCUGCCCUUGAUGACCAUGCUAAGCGCACCGCUGCUGCCCUUGCGACUAUCAGCACCGGUGGUGACAUCGAACUCGCGCAACUCAAGUUUGGCGGCGCCGGCAUACAGCUAACUCCCAACGCUCCUCUCGGCCCCAGACCCUACAAUGGCCCCGUGACCAGCCUCGGUAGACCGAUCCCUCCCGAGAAGUAUAACGGCCCUAAGACAAGCCUUGGCAGACCCAUUCUCGCCGCCACUCCUGGUCCUUCCAUGCCCAAGCCGACCAACACCUCUGGCUUCACCAGUCUCGGAAGGCCCAUUGCAGAGAUGGACAUGCCUCCGAGGCCUACAGGUCCUGUCCCCACUAUUACUCCGCAGUACAGCACAUUCCCCCGUGUCAACUACUCCCCUGGACGCCAGCGCUCUGCUACGACCGUCAGCAACGGCAGCUCUUCCAAGCUGAGCCAGAAGAGUAAGGCCAGCAACUCCAGCGCGCCGCCCAUGCCACCCCUGCCUCACAUGGACAAGACCUUGGCCGCCAUCAUUGCCGAGGGCAACCAGAAGGCCAAGGAGGAAAUGGACCGUGUCCGCGUUCCCCAUGCCAUCACCGUCUCUGGCGCAAGACACACGCCCAUUGUGGUCCCGUCGACGGCCACCAUGAUCGCUAUGGACAACAGCGACAUCCCUACUGACAUGACCAACCUGUCCAAGAUCGCGUCGACGCAGCGUGGUGUCGGUACCUCGAACCCUGCCAUUGAGGGCUAUGGCAUCGGCGCGAGCUAUGGUGGCUCCUAUGGCCAUACUACGGGUGGUUACAGUAACCACAAUUUGCGCGGCGCCUACAUCGAGGGCCUCCCGUACACGCCGAGAGGCCACAGGCGUCUGACUUAAGCAAGUCCAUGCGCAUGUUCUCGAGCGUGGCUUGAUGCUACGAUUGACCU